AUGGUGCCGGCAAUGCCAGGAGGACCGGUCAUGGACCUCGGCUAUAUGCUCCAGCCCAAGUUGGUAGCCACACACAGCUUUAGCGACGCCCCGGCUCUCGAUGUUCUGCUCGUCCCCGGAGGUUUCGGCCCCGUCACGCUCGAGCAGAACAAUGACACCUCCAUCGAGACGUUCUUGCGCCGCCGAUUUGAUCAACUUGAAUACCUCCUCAGCGUCUGCACGGGUAGCGCAAUCCUUGCGUCCUCCGGUCUCCUUAAUGGGCACCGUGCCACGAGCAACAAGGCUCUAUGGUCAUGGGUGACGACGCACGGCGAGAAUGUCACUUGGGUGCCGAGCGCUCGGUGGACAGAGGAUGGCAAGAUCUGGACGAGUUCGGGGGUAGCAUCGGAUGCGGCAGGUAUCGACAUGAUGUAUGCGUUUCUGAAGCAUCUGUAUGGGGAGGACGACCCGAACCUUGUUGCGACCAUGAACGCCAUCGAGUACACCCCGCAUACGGAUCCGCACUGGGAUCCCUUUUCUAUCGUACAUGACGUCCCCGGGCAUGCCAACGGUAACUUGGAGAGCUGUGUCAAGCCGGUUGGGACUCACUCCCGGGAUGAUUAG
Chaetomium globosum CBS 148.51 is the source of this 603-nucleotide messenger RNA. RefSeq lists its product as uncharacterized. Lineage: Eukaryota; Fungi; Ascomycota; Sordariomycetes; Sordariales; Chaetomiaceae. The transcript has 3 exons. The record is from RefSeq and is a predicted model, not a curated record. The coding region runs from base 1 to 603 and encodes 200 amino acids.